AUGGCUGAACCAACCACCGAAGUGGGCGAGACGAAGCAUGAGGUGGAUCCCUCCUCGGACAACAUCAACGGGGCCCAACAAGCUCCCGACGUGUCCGUAAAAGAUGCGGCCACCACCACCGCCUCCGCCGAGAAUGCCCCCAAAGUAGCCGCGGUGUGCAAAAAACACCCAGAUCCCAAGAAUGAUGGUCAUAAGAAAAAGAAGAAGAGAAAAUCCAAGAAGAAGAAGCAGCACCACGAGGCGGCCGAAUCUUCCUCAUCCGAAUCCAGUUCAUCCUCUUCCUCGUCUUCAUCCGACUCUGACUCUGCAGCCAAUUCAGCCUCGGAUUCAGAAGAGGCCGAUUCCGACUCGGCGGACACGGAGUCAGACGCGGGCCAUCGCAAGCGUCAGCGACUCCGCGCCAAGGCACGAGCCAAGCGGGCCCAGCGGGAUAAGAAGAAGAACAAGAAGAAAAGAAAGACCAAGUCUCGCAAGGCUGCACAGCCCGACUCCGAGUCCGAGUCGAGCAGUGACUCGGAUUCAAAAUCGAGCGAGUCGGAUGAUGAGGGGGACUCGGCGGUGGAUGAAAAGGCCCUACGAAAGCUGGUCGCGCGCCUGAAGCUGCAGCAGAAACGAGGCAAGCGUCUGCGCGAUCAGGCCAACGACAGCUUGGGCGGUUUGGACCCGCUAGGCGAUGGUCGACGGGACAAGAAAUCGCGAAAGAAGAAGCCUGCAUCUAAAGUGGCCUUUAAACGGGUUGAUCAACUCUGGGACAGCACCAUCCACAAUUACAAACUCACCGAAACAGUCGAUGACCCCGACGCCGACGGCUGGGACCAGUAUAUCUUCACGGUACGCCGCAAGUUCAACUGGGAAAACAAGUACCUAGAGACGGUGGUCGACAUCAAGAGCAAGCACCUCCGCGAUGCCCUGGGCAAGGUCAUGGACGGGGUCAAGGGCGUCAGUCUGGUGCAGGAGCCCGCCGUCGUCGAUCCGAACAUGCUCUUCCUCUACCUCGAGGAGACCCGGCAGUAUAUGAAGGAGCUCAAGCGGCAAUCCCGCAACGAGAAGAAGAAGAAGGCGCGGAAAAUCGCUGCAGCCAAAGCUGCUCACUUGAAAGUCCUGAUUAAGUAUCUGGACACCGACUACGCCGACAUCAAGAAGACCCUCUACCCUCUUCUCGAGGCUAACACCAUCACCUUUGACCUGCUGUGGGCGUUGUUCAAGCCCAACACCAUCGCUUACACCCCGACAUAUGGAAACUCGGACGAGCCUCGCGCCUUUAAAAUCGAAUACGCCAUGAAAGAGUCCUCGUUUAUGCGGGGACAAUGGUACAGCGUGGAAGGCCGGUACCUCGAGUACGAUGGGAAGGACUUUGGAUUUGGCACCAUGUCCGCCGACGUGGAUGCUUUCAAGGGAGCUCGCAAGAUCACCAGUCUGGCCUGCUACCCUCUGCAGUACCACCGCGAUGCCGAAGCUCUACGAGCACGACUCGUCGAGCGGGGCAAGCGGUUCGUCUCCCUGCGGGGUAUGAACUACCGCUUCCACAAGGGAAUGGCCUUUUACAAGAAGAAGCGCUCGUUCGUGAUCAAAGUCAACAUUAACGGACGAGUCAUGAUCGAUCCAGCCAUCCACCGACGUAUCAAUCCCAAUUACCCCAUCAGCACGGUGCGGCCCAAAGAUCCCGACUUGCUCGACGGCUCCGAGGCUGGUCUCAGCGAUCUCGAAGACGACGGUAGCGAUGGAUGCUGCUGUGGCGGAUCCGAGUCCGACUCUGAUCGAGGCUGCUCAUCUGAUACCCCCGAACGGUCUACAAGGUAA
Messenger RNA from Penicillium subrubescens, 1800 nucleotides. RefSeq lists its product as uncharacterized. The transcript has 2 exons. The coding region runs from base 1 to 1800 and encodes 599 amino acids. The record is from RefSeq and is a predicted model, not a curated record. NCBI's taxonomy places the organism in Eukaryota, Fungi, Ascomycota, Eurotiomycetes, Eurotiales, Aspergillaceae.